Molecule: messenger RNA, 3442 nt
Organism: Rhincodon typus (whale shark)
Lineage: Eukaryota; Metazoa; Chordata; Chondrichthyes; Orectolobiformes; Rhincodontidae
Gene: ppm1g
Product: protein phosphatase, Mg2+/Mn2+ dependent, 1G
Exons: 10
Coding region: 808-2514 (568 amino acids)
Biological process (GO): protein dephosphorylation
Cellular component (GO): nucleoplasm
Molecular function (GO): cation binding; protein serine/threonine phosphatase activity
Source: RefSeq, a predicted model, not a curated record
UAUUUCCCGGUUGCUUUUGGCCUCUUCCCCCAUGUCGUUUUCCCGGUUUUGUGAUUCUGUUGGCUCCCUUCCCUCCCUCCCGCCUUUUCACAAAUAAGGAUUAAAAUCAGUUCGAAGUGAAUCUAGUUCUGAGCACUGACGGGGUGGGGAGGGCGAGAAAUUAAUAGAAAUUUACAAAUAUCGUACAAUCCUAAGGGAUUGUGAGUGCGAGAGACUGAGGCAGAAGGCCGAUCUCUCGUCAUUUGUUCGUUUUUCUUUGAGAAGGGGAGGAGUAAACUUCUCUUAAGGAAAGAGGAGUGGGGUGGAAUAACCAGACGGCCGCGGGGUUUUGUUUUUUUUUUGUUCCCUUUUCGGUGAGCGGUGUUGGUUGGUGCUGACGGACGCUGGGGUCGGGCCCGCUAGGCCGCGGUUACCCUGGUGACCGGCGGUUGGCGCGCGACGACUGCCAUCCUCGCCCCUCCCCCAAACAUCACGCAUGCGCCUGAGCCCCUUCUCUCCUCCCCGUCCCCUGAACCUCCCACCCUGUACACAGUCUAUCUCUCUCUUCCCUCUAUCAGACUGUUCCGCUGGCCCUGCAUCGUUACGGUUUUCUCUCCGGCCCGUUUCUUCCUCUCUCACCAACCGAAAACAAAAGGCCGAUCGAAUCCCAUCCGCAGCUCCCCUUUCUUCCCCUUCCCCCCCGCCUCCCACAGGAGGAGGAGGAGGUAGUAGUAGUAGUGGCGGCGGAGGAGGAGGUACUACUGCUGCUGCUGCUUGGAGGAAGAAGAAAGAAGAGGAGGAGGAAGGGGGGGAAGCAGCAGUAGCAGUAUGGGUGCUUACCUGUCGCAACCCAACACGGUGAAGAACUCCUGCGAGCAAUGCACAGACAAAUACAACUUCGGCGUCUCCGCCAUGCAAGGUUGGCGGGUCUCCAUGGAGGAUGCGCACAACUGUAUCCCGGAAUUGGAUGAAGAGACUGCUAUGUUUGCAGUUUAUGAUGGCCAUGGAGGUGAAGAAGUGGCGCUGUAUUGUGCCAAGUACCUGCCUGAUGUUAUUAAGAGCCAACAGGCCUAUAGGAGUGGAAAAUUGCAGAAGGCACUGGAAGAUGCCUUUCUGUCCAUAGAUAGCAAGCUUACAGAGGAGAUGGUGAUCAAGGAACUUGCCCAGAUUGCGGGCCGACCUCAGGAGGAUGACGGCGAGAAGGUUGCUGAUGAAGAUGACGUUGACCAUGAGGAGGCUGCACUUUUACAUGAAGAGGCUACAAUGACAAUUGAAGAGUUACUCACCCGAUAUGGACAAAACCAGAACAGUGCUAAACAUUCAAAGAGCAAAACUUCCCCCACUGUUAAGAAACCUCUACCGAAAGAUGACGAUAAAAACAAGUCCGAAAAGGAGAUAAAUGGAGAGUUGGAGAGCAGCGAAGCAGGCAUGGGUGAAAUAAAGAACAAAAAUGGGAAAUCCGAGGUGACUGUAGGAAUCUCCUCUAGUUCUGAAUACAGGAGUGAGGAAGUUGGACUGGCAAGUGGAGAUAGCACUACUGGGUCUGGUUCAGAUAAAGAACCUGCCAAAGCCAGCAAGGGCACCUCUGAAGAGGCUGUUGUGUCAUCAUCCACGGCUGAUGCUGGGCCAUCCUGCUCGUCAUCUGCCAAAUCACAGCGAGCGGCUAAGUCUGUCUUCUUUGAGGACAGUGAGGAUGAAUCUGAAGAAGCAGAAGAAGACGACAGUGAAGAGGAUUGCAGUGAAGAGGAAGAAUACAGCAGUGAUGAAGAGGAGGAGGAGGAGGAGGAGGAAGAGGAGGAGGAAGAAGAGGAAGAGCAAGAUGACAGUGAUGAAGCAGAAGAGGAAGAUGAUAUUAUGUUGCCAGGAAUGGAUGGUAAAGAGGAGCCUGGCUCUGACAGCGGCACGACUGCUGUUGUGGCCCUGAUCCGUGGGAAGCAACUGAUAGUGGCGAAUGCUGGCGAUUCCCGGUGUGUUGUUUCAGAGAGUGGCAAGGCAAUUGACAUGUCUUAUGAUCACAAACCAGAAGAUGAAGUGGAACUGGCCAGGAUCAAGAAUGCUGGUGGAAAGGUUACUUUGGAUGGGAGAGUCAAUGGAGGUUUGAACCUUUCUAGAGCAAUAGGUGAUCAUUUCUACAAGAGGAAUAAGAACCUUCCUCCAGAGGAACAGAUGAUCUCAGCACUACCUGACCUCAAGGUGUUGACAUUAAAUGAUGACCAUGACUUUAUGGUAAUUGCAUGUGACGGUAUAUGGAAUGUAAUGAGCAGCCAGGAAGUAGUCGAUUUCAUCAGUGAACGCAUCAACAAAACUGAUGAGAAUGGAGACUUGAGGUUGCUGUCCUCCAUAUCUGAAGAGCUCCUAGACCAGUGUUUGGCACCUGACACAUCAGGAGAUGGUACUGGAUGUGACAAUAUGACAUGUAUUAUCAUCACUUUUAAACCACGGCCUGUGAAAAUCCAGGCUGACUGCAGCAAGCGAAAACGUCCCAACUCAACAGAUGAGGAAAAAGAAAAUGGGAAGAAAGCGAGAAACGAAUAACAUGGCACAUCCAAGGAAAUGGUUGGGGAAGGGGUUGUUUGGAGUCAACUGAGGCCUGACAUCAUUAUGUAAUUAAUGAACCUUGAGAACCUUUUUUAAAAAAGAGCAAGCGGUUGCUGGAAAUUGUAUAAAAAUAAAUCUGGAGUAUUGUACAAUGUAGCCUUAGUUUACGCCCUAGGUUACCGUGUGUAAAGCACACAUCCAUUAGCAGCAGUCAGUCCAGGAACCCUACAUUGUAGCACACUGGCACUUGGAGACAAAAAGAAGUGGCUGUCUAUUGAGUUUAUUGUUGUGAGGGGAUUUUGAUGUCUGGAAAUGUCCAUUCCUUUUUUCUCAUGGGGUCUUUGAUACAGGAAAUACUUUGUUUCACUCCACAAAGAAACACAAAAUACUUAAGAAGCCAAAUUAGAUAGUUCUUAAAUGUUGCAGGAAUCAGAAAUGAGGACUUUUUUUUUUCAAAAAUAACUUUUUUUUUAAAAGAAAGGAGUGUGGGAUAAAAUAUGCAUCAACACACCGAGGUUUGCUUCAAAAGAAUGCCACUUGUCUCUGCUUGAAGAUGGAAAAUAUCAGGUCAUAGUGAUAGUAGUCACUUUUGUUCCAGCCAUCCUUUCGUGUUGAGAUGAGGUGGCAAAACAUUUGGGGCUCUGGAAUUUUUUCAAUGUUUCAAUUUUUAAAAACAAAAAUCAAGAGAACAUUAACAUUUUUGAGCGAUAUGUAUUUGUAAACAUUAAGGCAAUGUUGGACUUCAAAGGGAUUUCAGUUUCCUUUUCAAUUCCUUUGUAUACCUGCAUUCACUCCAAAUGACUGUCAACAUCGCCAUAGAUAUCAAAAAGAUGAAGUCGAGAAGCUGCACUGCCCUGUGAAUGCUACAUCAGAGAGGAACUUUCAACCACUUUUAUAUAUUAAAAGAAAACAAUUUUUAAUUUUU